AUGUAUAACCCAUCGGUAACCGUGCGUCGUAUUGAUGUUUUGAUUCGUAUAUUAAAUGGUCGAAAUGUUAAUUUAACCCCUAAUAAUGUUCGAGCAUUCUCAAGUGAAGGAACGAUAACCAUAGGGAAUGUGAGCAAAGAAAUAUCUAAACCAAAGAAAGUAGAAUACGUACCUAGAAAAUAUGUGACGAUUAAAGAUGGUCAGUUAAAUUCUCUUUCACAAAGCAGUCUGCGAAAUUUACGAUGGAUGAUGCAAAAAGACAUACUUGGUCAGGAUAUGUUUCUUUUGGGAAGUCCUGGACCCAGCAGGAGGAAAGUAGCUCUUCAAUAUUUGGAGUUGACCCAAAGGGAACUUGAGUAUGUAUCUCUUUCUCGUGACACAACAGAAGCGGACCUCAAACAAAGACGAGAAAUUCAGAGUUCCACUGCAAAGUAUUUUGACCAGAGUGCAGUAAGAGCCGCUGUUGAAGGACGAGUUCUUGUUAUUGAAGGAAUUGAGAAAGCCGAGCGCAAUGUACUGCCAGUGUUGAAUAAUUUACUGGAAAAUAGAGAGAUGCAUCUGGAAGAUGGAAGGUUCCUGAUCCCAGCGUCCAGAUAUGAUAAAUUGUUAGAAGAACAUGGUGUGAAAGAAGUAACAAGAUGGAAAUUGGUGCGAGUUGAUGAGAAUUUCCGUGUGAUAGCACUAGGGCUGCCAGUGCCACGUUAUAAUGGACAGCCCUUGGACCCACCGCUGAGAUCUCGCUUUCAGGCCAGAGAUGUCGCUACUAUUGGAUUUGGGGUGAACAUAAUAAAUUUAUAUCGAAACUCUUACUUGCUAUUCUUAUAA
Messenger RNA from Danaus chrysippus (African queen), 825 nucleotides. NCBI's taxonomy places the organism in Eukaryota, Metazoa, Arthropoda, Insecta, Lepidoptera, Nymphalidae. The record is from the annotation of a GenBank genome assembly.